Heterostelium album PN500 is the source of this 456-nucleotide messenger RNA. It is a transcript of the gene gcvH1, whose product is annotated as glycine cleavage system protein H. NCBI's taxonomy places the organism in Eukaryota, Evosea, Eumycetozoa, Acytosteliales, Acytosteliaceae. Gene Ontology annotation, biological process: glycine decarboxylation via glycine cleavage system; protein lipoylation. Gene Ontology annotation, cellular component: cytoplasm; glycine cleavage complex. The transcript has a single exon. Bases 1 to 456 code for a protein of 151 amino acids. The record is from RefSeq and is a predicted model, not a curated record.
AUGUUCUCAAGAUCAAUCAGAUUGGCCUUCAAUAGCAGUUCUGCCUUCAGAGGAGCUGUUGCCCCAAAGACAUUCUCUGCAUCACCAUUCAGAUUCUACAGUAACACAUAUUAUACCAAGUCACAUGAGUGGAUCCGUGUCGAUGGUGACGAAGGUACUGUCGGUAUCACUGACUUUGCACAAAGACAACUUGGUGAUAUUGUCUUUGUCGAACUUCCAGAGGUCGGAAAGACUGUCAGUGCCGGUCGUGAGGCUUCUGUAAUUGAAUCAGUAAAGGCUGCCUCUGAAGUCUAUUCACCAGUCAGUGGAAAGAUCACAUCAGUAAAUCAAGAAGUAGCAGAAUCACCAGAGAUGGUUAACGAAGACCCAAUGGGUGAUGGUUAUUUAUACAAGAUUCAUCUUACAGACAAGAGUGAAUUGAAGAACCUUCUCGAUAAAGACCCAGAGGAUAACUAA